Molecule: messenger RNA, 882 nt
Organism: Halichondria panicea
Lineage: Eukaryota; Metazoa; Porifera; Demospongiae; Suberitida; Halichondriidae
Exons: 1
Coding region: 1-882 (293 amino acids)
Biological process (GO): xanthophyll cycle
Molecular function (GO): violaxanthin de-epoxidase activity
Source: RefSeq, a predicted model, not a curated record
AUGUUGAGACCAAUUAUUAUUGCCCUUAUAACUGCAGUAUUGCUAGUUGCCUCCACUGCCUCCACAGCUCGCCAACUGCCAAAGCAGCCAAAGCUAGGAAUCAAUCCUACUGUAAAUUUAAGCUGUGUUGAAAAGCACUGUGUUGGUCUCUCUGCCGAGUGUGUACUGGAUAAAGGAUGCAGGGAAACUGUAGAAUGCUCUUCAAAGUGUUUCCAUGAUUGGGACAAGGACACUUCACCGCAGAAGUUUGUCGUUCAAAACUGCACCAACAAGUGUGUUUUCACAUAUGGAGAAGAAGAGACGUUUAAAGACUACAUGGGUUGCCUCACUGAUAACAAGUGCAUUUCGUUCCCUCCCAUUUCUAGUACCUGCAAAGCAUCAAGCGUUAAACCAGUCAAGCAGCUGUCGACAAAAAGCUUUGACGGGAAAUGGUGGGUGCAGCGCGGAUAUCACAAGUUGUACGAUUGCUGGCCUUGCCAGACUAUUGAGCUUAAACAGAUCAACGAAACCGCUUGGCUGUACACUCCUCAAUACGAGACUUACCUCGUUAACAACAGUCUUACCCUCGUGACUAACCAACACUUUGUGAUUCCUAACACAGAGCCGGGAGAGAAUAUUUCCUUCAUCUAUCAUGACAUGGGGCUCGUUCAUUCUGAGGUCUGGUGGCCGUUGGACAAAGCUGAUGAUGAAUCAUGGAUCAUAAUGUACUACUGUGGGACCACUGCACAGUGGAACUAUGAGGGUGCCAUGGUAAUGUCCAAAAUUAGGAUCCUGGAUUUGUCUACUUACAAGCAAAUCGGAGCAAGUUACAAGCAAGCUGUCGGACUGGACAUCAACGAUUUCUGUUUUACGGAUACUUCAAGCGAUUGCAUGAAUACCUAA